Messenger RNA from Adineta ricciae, 2808 nucleotides. The record is from the annotation of a GenBank genome assembly. Lineage: Eukaryota; Metazoa; Rotifera; Eurotatoria; Adinetida; Adinetidae.
AUGAAAGUAAUUGUGAAUUUCGGUGAGAAAAAAGUUGUUGUGCCGUGUGGUCCAACUGGUGACUUAUCCAUUCGAGAAUUAAUUCGCUCGGCAACAGCUAAAUAUUCGAAAUUGUCAUCAUACAACAAUGUGGUUAAUAUAAACAGUGAACAAAUUCAAUUGAGAUUGAAUAAUGGUGCUGUUGUCGAUCCAGAUGAUCGAGUUUGUGAUGUCGCUGACGAUCGAGAAGAAUUGUUUGCUAUUGUUGAAACACAUUCAACAGUCUUGAAUAGCAAUGGAGAAUUAUCUUCAAGUCUUACAAGUUCGAAUUUAUCGACAAGUUUGUCUGAUCAUGAACCACAACGUCCUGGUGUGCCGCCUCCCCUUCCCAAUUCAUCGUCGAGUCAUAAUCGUCAUGAAGUCAUUGUCACUGAUGCUGAUCUUCGAACUCGAUCUUUACGAAUUAAAACUGAAUCAAACAACACACAUCAAUCAAAUGUAAUGAAUAUCAAUCAUUCGAAUCAUUCUCCACUAAUGCAUGCAUCAGAUAACAAAGGAAUGUACAAUGUUCAUACUGAUGAAACAACUGCUGACAAGAUCUUUUACAUUUCAUUACCUAAAGAGAAUAGUCCAUUAGGUAUUCAUGUUAUACCAUACAAUACAGAUGAAGAGCACGUGAAUGGUUUGCUCUUACAAAAUAUCGAACCCGAUGGACGAAUCAAACGUCAGGGAAUUCUAGAAAUUAAUGAUCGAAUUGUGGAAAUCAACCGAGUUAAUAUUGAACAAUGCUCAUUUGAAAAAGCACAACUGAUUUUUCGUAAUGCUCUAUUGGAACCCGAGCUUGAACUGAAAGUUAUUCGUAAGAAACCCUUAUCAACGUCGUUUUAUUUGAACAAUAAUAACGAAAUUAAUCAAAAUACGAAACGUUUAGGAAAAAUUAUCAAAAUCGCUUUAAGAAAAGGUUCUGAUGGAUUAGGUUUUAAACUCGCUUCACGUGAUAAUCCAACGGGUAUUGCCAAUCCAAUCUAUGUAAAAACCAUCUUUCCCAAAGGUGCGGCUAUCGAAGACGGACGUCUACGUAAUGGUGAUCGUUUAUUAACUGUCAAUUCCAUCGAUGUUACCCAAAUGUCAUUACAAGACGCUGUUGGCCUAUUACGUGAGACACGUAUCGGUGAAACAGUUCAUUUAUGCAUAUCAAGACAAAAUGAUGGAUCAUUGCCGAAAGAUUUAAUGUCCGAUGAUGUGAAGACACAGUUAAUGACAUUUGACAUACCAUUGAGAGACACAUCUUCAGCAGGAUUGGGAAUUACAUUGAAGGGGAAGACGUCGAUUAUCGAUGGGCAAUCGGUUGAUUUGGGGAUAUUUGUAAAAAGUAUUUUAACGGGUGGCGCUGCUUAUCGAGAUAAUCGACUUUGUCCAAACGACCAAAUACUGAUUAUUAAUGAUUCCUCAUUGGUGAAUCUGUCGAAUCUUGAAGCAGCUGCGAUUUUACAUGAUGCUGUACGAAAAGAAAUUCAUCCGGGAUUCAUCAAAAUAACGAUAUCUCGUGUUUUGAAUGAUGGACAAGAGAGAAACUCGAGAUAUGUAAAAGAAACAGAACUUUUACCACCGGUGGCAACAACAAUGAACGAUGAAAAUGAAUUAGACUUAACGAACUUCGUUCCAUCAGUGAAUCAAAAGCCCCCGAUGAAGCCGACUAAACCUAUUGAUCCAGAAAAUCGUUCAACAAUGAAUCAAUCACCGAUGAGAACCAAAACAACAUUGAGUGAAAAGCAAAAUCAAGAAGAGAUCGUCAAUGGAAAUGCGAAUCCAUUUGAACGUGAGACACCAUUUCGGCAAAGUAUAUCCGAAAAGCGUCGUUUAACUCAACAACCCAACAGCCAAGUUGUUCAAUGGAAACAACGUUCUUUUCACGACGCGCGAACAAAUAGCGAACGAACUUUCCGUCGUUUUAACCUUGCCAACCGCAUUCUUUCUAUCUUAGGACAACCGCCUCGACCAUUACCAGACUCGUCAGCACGAUUACCACGUUCGUCAUCCUAUGAAAGCAUCCACCGACCGAUUGAAGAUGAAGAACAUAAACGCCAAAGUAAACUACGUAAUCGUGCAUGUAAUGAUUCAUUUCGACAUGCUGUCGAUAAAUCCUAUUGUCAAAAUGGUCAAGAUGAAUCAACUAAUGGUGAAAAACCUAAUAAAGGAGAACGACAGAAAUUUAAAUUCUCCAAUUUAUUUACGACAAAAGCAAAACGAAAAGAAAACCAAGAAGAACAAUCACCAUCGAAUCAAUCGACAAAAACAAUUCUUGUUCAUUCACAAUCUGCUCAUGAAAAUCAAGCACCAUUCUAUCCACCUCCUCCAGCUCCAUUCAGUUCUCGGCCAAGUUCAUCCAAAUCACAAAAUAACGAACGUCCAUCAACUGGUUUUGUUCAUCCUUCCAGUAUACAACCUCAAGGUUAUCAACCAUAUCGUUUCGAUUCGACCCAUGCAUCUCGCAGUACACCUGUCAUUGAUCAUUUUACUCCACCACAUCACGAAGCUCAAAUUAUAACUGGUAAAUCUUCCUUGUCCAUCAAUCUUCAAAAGCCAACGCACCCACCCAUUCCACGACAAUUUCUGCAAUCGAAUGUCAACGGCACACAAUCAUUAAAACAUCAUCAAAACAAGUCACGUUCCCUGUAUCCACCGACAUUUUCCACUCCAACUGAUCAAUUUCCAAUGCGUAGUCAAGCGAUCGAUUUUCCGAUUAAUGCAUCUCAAUCAAGCAGACCACCAGGCUAUCCACCAAGAGCACGUGUUCAUUUACAAUUCGAAAAUCCGGCCAAUGUUUAA